CGCACUCUCCCUCCCUCGCGCCCGCGCUCGCGCUCUCUCCCCUUCUGCUUCUCUCUCCGCCAGGAGCCGCCGAACGAUGCGAUCGCUCGCAGUCAGCGCCGCCGCCGCCCAUUAGAGACCCCCCCCGCCUGCCUUCCAACAAAAACCCUCCCGCAAGAGCAGGAUCCACCCUUUCCCCUCCCCCCCAAACCCUCUUCCUCCUCCUCCUCCUCCUCCUCCAUCAGGAAGAGCUCAGCCUUUUUUGCACCAGCCCCAGUGCCUGCCUGCAGCCCUAGCCCUGCCCGGCUCCCACUUGGAUGCAUUGAUUGCUAGAGAGAGAGGUAAAGGAGGGGAGGACAGCAAAGAAAGAAAGAAAAAAGGGGGGGACACAUUUGGUUGCCCAGAUUUUUUUUUCCUGGGGGGUGAUUUUUUCCCCCUUUCCCUCGGAGUGUCUGAGAAGGGGGGGAGGCGCCCGCCGAGAGGUGGUUUUUUUUGGGGGCCAUCAUGGGAUGUACACUGAGCGCAGAGGAGAGAGCCGCCUUGGAGAGGAGCAAAGCGAUCGAGAAAAACCUCAAGGAGGAUGGGAUCACCGCCGCCAAAGACGUGAAAUUACUCUUGCUAGGGGCUGGAGAAUCUGGGAAAAGCACCAUUGUGAAGCAGAUGAAGAUCAUUCAUGAAGACGGUUUCUCCGGAGAAGACGUGAAGCAGUACAAGCCUGUGGUCUAUAGCAACACUAUUCAGUCUCUGGCAGCUAUCGUCCGUGCCAUGGAUACCUUGGGCAUUGAAUACGGUGAUAAGGAGCGAAGGGCUGAUGCUAAGAUGGUCUGUGAUGUAGUAAGUCGAAUGGAGGACACAGAGCCCUUCUCUCCAGAGCUGCUGUCAGCUAUGAUGAGACUCUGGGCAGAUUCUGGAAUCCAGGAGUGCUUCAACCGGUCCCGGGAAUAUCAACUUAAUGACUCUGCCCAAUACUACCUAGACAGCUUAGAUCGAAUCGGAGCUCCAGACUACCAGCCAACAGAGCAGGAUAUACUUCGAACCAGGGUCAAAACCACCGGCAUUGUAGAAACCCAUUUCACAUUCAAAAACCUCCACUUCAGGCUGUUCGAUGUGGGAGGUCAGAGGUCAGAACGUAAGAAAUGGAUCCACUGCUUUGAGGACGUCACAGCGAUCAUUUUUUGUGUCGCGCUGAGUGGUUACGAUCAGGUGCUCCAUGAAGACGAAACCACGAACCGCAUGCAUGAAUCAUUGAAGCUGUUUGACAGCAUCUGUAACAACAAAUGGUUCACAGACACAUCCAUCAUCCUCUUUCUAAACAAGAAGGACAUAUUUGAGAAGAAAAUUAAGAAAUCUCCAUUGACUAUCUGCUUUCCAGAGUACACAGGCUCUAACUCUUUCACCGAAGCCGUGUCCUACAUCCAAUCUCAGUACGAGAGCAAGAACAAGUCCCCCAACAAGGAGAUCUACACGCACAUCACCUGUGCCACUGACACCAACAACAUCCAGUUUGUCUUUGAUGCUGUUACGGAUGUCAUCAUCGCCAACAACCUGCGUGGAUGCGGACUCUACUAAACCCCUCUCGCUGCUCUCCCCACGCUCUCCAGGAAACGCUCUCCCAUUCAGGUGGAAGGGUUGCUCCAUUUUUUUCCUCCAAAAGAUGAAGAUGAAGAAAUUACAUAAAUCCCCCCCCCUCCAACCCCCCCAGAACCUUUGCAGAAAAUUCUGCUUUCCCCAGGUCUCUCUCCCUCCCCUCCCCACCCCUUUUUUUUAAUCCCCUCUAUGUCUCUUUCCAUGAUUCAGUUUUAGGAUUGGCAGCCAGUGUUCAUGAUACUGUAGUGCGGACUAAUAGAGCCACUAAAAAUGUAUUUCAACUACCAAAAAAGGCUCAUUUUAAAAAAGAAAAGUCAAUUUUUCAAAGCCUUAAAAAUAUUUGGCAUCAAAGUAGCACUUUCUUUGUAAACUUGAGGGAUAUUUUUAAUUCUCAUUAUUUUUCUUUUUUUCUUUCAUUCUUUUUGGAAGCUCCAAAUGCACAGCAUUGACUUUGGAGGCACAUUCUGGCUCCAAUUUCUAUCCCAAAGCUGAAAAGAUCAGGUUAGGUGGAGUUCUGAAAUUUUGCUGAGACGGGGAAGGGCAAAAGUUUGAACGGUUAAAACAGACCGACUGAGAAUUGCUGGUGUCUUUUACUAAGAAAGACACAGUAACAGAAGCUACUAAGCAUUGUCUAAAGGCCUUUGUUGCCAAUAACAGUUUUACCUCACGCUUUCAAAAUUAAUGUUGAAAAUAUUUCUCUAGCAUGUUUUCAAUAACCCAUUUGUUACGCUAAGUCUAACCUUGUUCUCUUUGCUUGAUAGUACAGAGCUACUGUACUGUAAGUGGGCAGUUUCUGGGCAUUCAUGUUAACAACACUCAUGGAAUGAGACAUUAGUGGCAAGAACUGUCCUGCACAAAGGUUUUGAGUAGUGUACAUUUCCUAGUCUAGCUAAAGGAGUACGGAUGUGGAUGGAGUCAUUCCUCAGAAGGGAGAGAGAGAGAGAGAGAGAGAGAGUGUGGGUGUCGGACUGGCAGGCAUCAAGGGGCACUUUAAAGGUCCCUCAGAGGUGACCAAGGCGCAAGAGACAUUGGGAUCAAUUUCCGCCUGCAUCUGAGCUCUGUUAAAUGCAGGGUUCUCUAGGAGCUAGUUAAGACUUCCUGAUGCAGUGCCAGCCUGGCCCAAACUUAUGCCAUUGGCCUAAGGGCCCUGAGGGGUUUUAGGCCAGCAGAAGAUUAGCAUGGAGAAGGCAUGCCCCACCAUGCCCUCUCCCCUCUCCUAUGUGGGUGCAGGGGAAGGUGGCUGGCAAAGGACCCAUCUGUGCCAGGUUUGCAUUAGCAGGAAGUUUCCCUUCUCAAAGGGACAUUUCUAAAUGAAAUCCGUCCACUUUGCCCUACAUGAGCAGUACAAAGUGUACAGAGCAGACCAGAGACUGUGGCCCACAACCAGAAGUAAGCAUCCCAUCUCUGGCCCCAUAGGGGGUUGGGGGGAUGCCAUAAUUCAGUCUCUUUUGGGACACCAGGUUUUCUAAGGCUAGGCAUGAGUACGUGUGUGUGUGUGCGUGGUGGGGGGCGGAAAUCAGCCUGCUUUGUGCGUUGAGCAUGUGUGUGU
This is a messenger RNA of Trachemys scripta elegans, 3115 nucleotides long. It is a transcript of the gene GNAO1, whose product is annotated as G protein subunit alpha o1. The coding region runs from base 484 to 1548 and encodes 354 amino acids. Gene Ontology annotation, cellular component: heterotrimeric G-protein complex. The transcript has 8 exons. Gene Ontology annotation, biological process: G protein-coupled dopamine receptor signaling pathway; adenylate cyclase-modulating G protein-coupled receptor signaling pathway. NCBI's taxonomy places the organism in Eukaryota, Metazoa, Chordata, Testudines, Emydidae. The record is from RefSeq and is a predicted model, not a curated record. Gene Ontology annotation, molecular function: G protein-coupled serotonin receptor binding; GTP binding; mu-type opioid receptor binding.